CAUGCUGGAAGAUGGUCAAUUUGUUGCAUAUGAGUUAGCAUUAGUAGAAUUGCCAUUUGAUUUUGAUUCACGGUCAAAGUAUAUAGCAGUUAUGCAGAUGAUAGCCAUUUUUCAUAACGAAGUAGUCCAGCAAAAAACUAUUAUGGACAAAAUUGAUUGUAUUCUCAUACCUUGUAAAGGCAAGAGUGUUCGUAAUGUUUUAAGGAUUCCAGAAAAUUUGUGA
This is a messenger RNA of Cetraspora pellucida, 223 nucleotides long. The record is from the annotation of a GenBank genome assembly. Lineage: Eukaryota; Fungi; Glomeromycota; Glomeromycetes; Diversisporales; Gigasporaceae.